Phalacrocorax carbo (great cormorant) is the source of this 2836-nucleotide messenger RNA. NCBI's taxonomy places the organism in Eukaryota, Metazoa, Chordata, Aves, Suliformes, Phalacrocoracidae. The record is from RefSeq and is a predicted model, not a curated record.
AGACCCAUGUCCCAAGGACAGAGCAGGGGCCAGGCUCACUGUGGUGGGAUAUUCAUGUUCCCCAGAGGUGUUGGGCAACAUGUCCUGAACACCCACAUCGAGGGGUGCCCACAAGGCCCAUUGGGCUCCAUGGGACCCUGCCCCCCUCCAUCCUCCAUCUCCCACCAAAGAGCAGCAGCCUUUUUCUCUGCUGACCCCUCCUCGAUGGAGCGGGGAGAGGCUGAGCUGUCAGGAAGGCUGGGCAGAGAGGAGUUAACUCCAAACCCAACCUCAGGGCGAGGGAUUAAAAAAAACCAACAGAGAUCAGUGGAUCAGUAGCAAGAGAGGAGGGAGGGAAAAGGGGGAGACAGCAAGAGAGAGCAGAGUAGCUCCAGGAGAGAGCUGUGUGUGGGAGCCAGGAGAAGAGAGGGCAGAGCUGGUAGCAGGCAGGGGGAGGCAGCAAAGCACCAGGCAGGGGUGACGGCGCUGCCCAGACAAACUCUUCGGUGACCCGCAUCCUUCUCGCUGCUGCUGCCCAGGCUGGACCAGAGGUCUCCCACAAGCGAGCAGCAAAGCUGCAGGCCCUUCCUUGCUGAGGUCCCUGCAGUCAGAUGGGGAGAUGCCGGGAGGCUGGAACACCUCCUCUGACAGUCUGGAGCUGCGAGCUGCUGGGAUUAUCGUGCCCAUCAUCUUCUCCCUCAUCUUCCUCCUGGGCACUGUGGGGAAUGGGCUGGUGCUGGCUGUGUUGCUGCGGAACGGCCAAGUCAAGUACAAUACCACCAACCUCUUCAUCCUUAACCUGGCCAUAGCCGACCUGUGCUUCAUCAUCUGCUGUGUCCCCUUCCAGGCUACCAUUUACACCCUGGAUGGGUGGCUCUUUGGGGCCUUUGCCUGCAAGGCUGUGCAUUUCCUGAUCUACCUCACCAUGUAUGCCAGCAGCUUCACCCUGGCCGCCGUUUCUGUUGACAGGUACCUGGCCAUUCGCUACCCUCUGAAGUCCCGGGAUCUCCGUACCUCCCGAAAUGCAGGAGUGGCUAUUGCAGCAAUCUGGUCACUGUCGCUGCUCUUCGCAGGGCCUUACCUCAGUUACUACCAGAUUGUCCAUUACCACAAGGUGCCCAUCUGUGUCCCUGUCUGGGAGGACCAGCGACGAAAGAUUCUGGACAUCCUUACAUUUGUCUUUGGAUACCUUCUGCCUGUGACUGUGGUGAGCCUGGCAUACGCCAGGACCAUCAAAUUUCUGUGGACCUCUGUAGACCCCAUAGAAAGGAUCUCAGAGUCCCGGAAGGCCAAGCGCAAGGUCACCAAGAUGAUUGUGGCUGUGGCCAUCCUCUUCUGCCUCUGCUGGCUGCCCCACCACCUGGUCAUCCUGUGCUUCUGGUUUGGCCACUUCCCCUUCAACCGAGCCACUUAUGCUUGCCGCCUGGCUUCCCACUGCCUUUCAUAUGCCAACUCCUGCCUCAACCCCAUUGUCUAUGCCCUCAUCUCCAAGCAUUUCCGCAAGCGUUUCAAGCAGGUCUUCACCUGCCUCUUCUUCCAGAACAAGACAAGGAAGAAGAAGAGAGUUGGAAAGAAAGUCCAUGUGGUCAAUGUGGGCAAAAGUUUCACCAACAGCACCAGAGGUUUCUAUGGAGGCAACACUGAGGUGACCCAGGUCCCAGAGCAGAACACCAGGAAGAGGGACCCUGAAGGUACCAGUCAUGAUGCCAGAGCAUGGACUCACCAGCUACAAGAUGCUACGGUCUCUGUGCUGAAGGAGCUGCUGGAGGAGGAAAGUUUGGCAACAGGUGGCCAUCCCCUAGCCAUGACCCCUGCAAGAGGAACUGAGGAGUUUCUGACUGUUCAUUACAGAUAAGCAAAGUGAAGAAGCCUGUUUUCCAGCCUGUGAAGAUUGGAAAGGCUUGUGUGCUGACACCUCUGCGUCCCUCCCCUCUGUACCUGUGGCUUCUCUGAAGUUCAAGGAGGAAAGGACCAUCCGUCCAGUCUCUUCCCUCCACCCUGCCUUACCAGAAGUACUAACUGGAGGAUAUUUCCUAGAGCUCUGUCCCACCUGGCUUUAGCUCUUGCAAGCAGAUCCUGCAGGACACCAUCCCACUUGCUAAUGCCACUUGCAGUUCAGAAAUAUUUCCUGAUAUUCCCAUUCUUCUUAAACAAACCUGGUAACUCCUCCACCACGUUGUUCCACUUGAUUCACUCCUCUGCUUACUUUCUUGUUGCCUUUUGCAAAUUCCUGAUGGAUCGCUGCUUCCUCUUUGAUCUUUGCUUUGUACUCAGAGUUUCAUCCCUUCCUUCUGGGGCUGAAGGGCCUGUUGGUCUCAGGGCAGUGACAUUACUCAUUGGUAUUAGCCCCAUGUGUGUGGUUUACUGGCUCGGCCUCACAGUUUUUUUCCAUGUGAUGGUGGUGAUUGUGCAUGAAUUGAUGGCUGUCACCAAAGCAGAAGAAAGAGGCUAAGCUGCAAAAUGAGCCGUGGAGCCGGGUGACAGUUGUAGUGAGGCAAAGGAGAAAGAGACCCAUGUGUACUUAGUUCAAUCCUAUCUCCUCAGUGACCCUUUCUACCUAAUGGAGAGGGUUUCUAGGAGAGCAUGAGGCUCAGCAGGUUGGGACAUCUUCCAAGACAGCCAUUGCUGUGAGACCCAUGUCUACCUUGGAGCAAAACUUUCUCCUGCUCUGUCCCCUGCUGGCCCAAGCAGCCGUGAAGGAGCCUUUGGCUGUGGUAGCAGCUCAACGACACCUUGCAGCAGGGCCAAGCAUCCCCCUGGCCUGACCGUGGGAAGGAUGGGAAGUGCCAUGGGGAUGGCGUGGUGGGACAAAUAUGUUCACUGGAAGGUGCUGGAAUGUCUUCCCUGUUUGACCUGA